CCCAGAAGAAGAACAUGAACCAGGAAAACCCAUAUACACACAGAGACACACACACACACACACACAUACACACACGUGUGUAAGAAAAGCUGGCGUUCAAUGCUGCCUGGUCCCUCCUGAAUAUCACCAGACGCAGCGCCUCCGUCAAGCUCGGAUCCAUUUGGAGGUCCCUGCAAGUGUUUGGCAUUUGGAGAAUAAGAAGCGUUUCUCGGAUCCGCAGCCACAGCUACCUCAGCUCCACAGACGCUGUGCUCUAAUGGCUGAGUCCGAGCCUGUGCACGUCCCCGUCCCAGUCGCAGAAAAGAGAGGGUGUCCGGAGGAUGAAGAAGAUGAUACACCAUCAAAGAAACCAAAACUUGAGAGUGAUCAUGAAAAUGGGGGUCCUCCCAAGCAAGAUGAGAUGGAUGAGCCUGAAGGGGAAGCAAGUGAUGGAGAGGAGGAUGGUGACACAUUUGCUGACAUGAUGAAGCAUGGGCUCACUGAGCUGGAUGUCGGCAUCCUAAAGUAUGUCAGUGACCACGAGGGCUUCUCAGGAGUCUUGAAGGAAAGAUAUUCUGAUUUUGUUGUGCAUGAAAUCAACAAAGAAGGCAAGAUUGUGCAUUUGGAUGACCUCUCUGUCCCAUCAGAGGCUGAGGAUGCCCAAGAGGCUGAACAGCCACCAAAGGAAUGUGACCUGCUAACUGAAGAGCAGAAAAAGCAGCUCGGAGAGCUGCAGCUCUUCAAGAACAAAGAGGGAAAUGUCUCCAUUGAGGUACUAGAUGAUACUAAAGAGAAGCGCACACUGCUUCACAAAGCCAUCAAGACUCAGUUUCCUGGUUUGGAAACAAAGACGGAAGAAAAGGAAGGGCGCAAGUUUAUAGUGGCUUACCAUGCUGCUGGGAAAAAGGCUUUAGCAGAAGUCAAAGCAACUACAGCUCCAAGGAAACACUUUUGGCCCAAAAACCGUGGCAGCUUCUGCCACUUUGUUCUGUACAAGGAGAACAAAGACACCAUGGAUGCUAUCAACGUGCUUUCAAAGUUCCUCAGGCUUAGACCCAACAUGUUUUCCUACAUGGGAACCAAGGACAAGAGAGCCAUUACUGUGCAGGAGAUAGCAGUGCUCAAGAUCACUGCAGAGAGGCUGGCUCACCUCAACAAGUGCCUCAUGAACCUCAAGCUCGGAAACUUCUGCUACAAAAAACACCCUCUAAAGCUCGGGGAACUGCAGGGAAACCAUUUCACUGUGGUGAUCAGGAACAUCACAGGAACAGAUGAGCAGGUUCAUCAGGCAAUGACAUCCCUCAGGCAGACAGGAUUCAUCAACUACUACGGCAUGCAGCGUUUCGGAACAACAGCCGUGCCCACGCAUCAUGUUGGCAGGGCAAUUCUGAAAAACGACUGGAAUGAGGUGGUGGAUUUAAUUCUGAAACCCCGUCCUGGCGCAGAGAAAGAAUUUCUGGUCCGCUGCAGGGAAGAGUGGGCAAAAACUCAGGAUCCGGAGGCGGCGCUGAAAAAGCUUCCCAACAAGCGCUGUGUGGAAGGACAGCUACUGAGAGGCCUGUCUGCGUAUGGCAAGAAAAACAUUGUCACUGCAUUUGGACUGAUCCCCCGUAACAACCGCCUGAUGUACAUCCACAGCUACCAGAGCGUAGUGUGGAACACCAUGGUGAGCCGCAGAAUUGAAGCCUUCGGCCUGAAGGCUGUGGAGGGAGACCUGGUGCUCAGAGGAACCACAGCUCACGUGCUUUCUGCAGAGGAGGCAGAGAGCCACUCCAUCCACGACACUGUGAUGCCACUUCCAGGGUUUGAUGUCAUCUACCCCACACACCACGUCGGUGAAGGUUACAGAGAGCUGCUCGCUGCAGACGGCCUGGACAUCGACAACAUGAGGCACAAAGUGAAGGACUACUCUCUGGCUGGAGCCUACAGGCGCGUCAUCAUCAGACCCACUGAUGUCAGCUGGGAAGUCAUUCAUUAUGAUGACCCCAGGGUGUCGCUGGUGCAUACUGAUUUUGAGAAACUGGAGAGCAAACCUGCCCCGGUCUUCAACAAAGAGGGGAAAUAUCGGGCUCUACGGAUGGAGUUCUCCCUGCCUCCCUCGACCUACGCUACUAUGGCAAUCAGAGAGGUCCUCAAGUUGGACACUAGCAUCAAGAAACAGACGCAGCUCAACACCACCUGGUUUAACUGAGACCGCAACACUUUCAGGCAUAAACUGGACAGAGGCUAUUUACUGUUGUAUUUUUUUAAGUCAUGUGUAGUAUGAGUGUGAGAGGAUUUGGGUUUAUACGAACCCAAACGGAAUUUCUUUGAACUACAAAGAGCAACCGUUUAUUAUUAUUGAACUUUUUUUAAUGGUUUUAUUUGCUCUGAAAGCUUGUUGUGCUGCAGCGAUUUAGAGUAUAUUGACAGUGAUUUAAAUAUUCAGUGUGCUUUCAGGGCGCUCACACAUACAGUAGUCCCUGCUGCUGUUGCUGGUUUGUACAGAUUUUUUUUUUUUUUUUUU
Molecule: messenger RNA, 2485 nt
Organism: Archocentrus centrarchus (flier cichlid)
Lineage: Eukaryota; Metazoa; Chordata; Actinopteri; Cichliformes; Cichlidae
Gene: pus7
Product: pseudouridine synthase 7
Exons: 18
Coding region: 257-2170 (637 amino acids)
Biological process (GO): pseudouridine synthesis
Cellular component (GO): nucleus
Molecular function (GO): RNA binding; pseudouridine synthase activity
Source: RefSeq, a predicted model, not a curated record